AUGGCUGGGCGAUCAUGGUUGGUUGAUAAAAACCGUUUCGCGACGAAAAUCAAGAGUGCAUCGGCUGGUUCUGACCCGCGCCAAGUUGUGUACAAAAGCAAUCCCACCAGGCAGUGUCCCAACUGCCAUCACGUCAUUGACAACAGCAGCGAUGAAGUUGAUGACUGGCCAGGAUUGCCUCCAGGUGUGAAAUUCGAUCCAACUGAUCCAGAGAUCAUAUGGCAUCUGCUUGCCAAAUCUGGCUUAUUGGGUUUAACUUCACACCCUUUCAUUGAUGAGUUCAUCCCAACCGUCAAUCAAGAUGAUGGAAUCUGCUACACUCAUCCCAAGAACUUACCAGGUGUUAAGCACGAUGGAACAGUGUCCCACUUCUUCCACAGAGCCAUCAAAGCUUACAGCACAGGAACUCGAAAGCGCAGAAAGAUCCACGACGAUGAUUUCGGCGAUGUGCGCUGGCACAAGACGGGAAGAACUAAACCGGUUGUCCUGGACGGUGUCCAAAGAGGCUGCAAGAAGAUAAUGGUUCUUUAUGGUGGGAAAGCAGUGAAAACGAACUGGGUGAUGCAUCAGUAUCACUUGGGAACAGACGAAGAUGAGAAGGAAGGUGACUACGUUGUUUCCAAGAUCUUCUACCAGCAGCAAGUAGCUGCAGUCAAGCAAGGUGAUAAAGCUGAACAGGAAGUCUCUGAAGAUAUCUUUGCUGCAAUGCCUACCCCGAAAGCCGAUCCUGUCACUCCAAGAUUGUUUACACCCGAGCCUCUUCUACAUCCUGAGCGACUUUGCUCUGGCUCUCACGUUAUUAAUGGCUAUGCUAGCGCUAGUGCUAGUGCUAGUGCUACUCCCCAUGACUAUGAAACUGCCCCUGAGGUUUCUUUUGUUGAGACACCUGAGGCAAUGUAUCUAGAAGAGGAGGUUCAGGGGAUUCAACAGAAUCCAGAAGAUGAGCCUGAGAACGGAAUAAAUGAAAUGGUGGAUGAUGAUGAAGACGAGGAGAAGGAUAAAGAGAAUGAAAACGAAGCCGAGGAAGAUCAUAACUGGGUGGACAGUGGGUCUGAGUUUGUAUUGAACUCGCAGCAGCUUGUGGAAGCCUUGUCUCUUUGCGAUGAUCUCUUGCAGGUAUCACAGGACAGAGAAGGAAACGUAAGCAAUGGUGGCUCAAGGAACAAGCAGCCGUGUUUUGCUGAUUACGCGCAUCUAGGAACAGAAGACUUCAAACGGGAUCUGGAGGAUUGUCAGAGACUGGUUCUUGAUCCCUCCAACAUUGACCUCGAUACUCCACCUGACUUUCGUCUGAGCCAGCUGGAAUUUGGAUCAGAGGAUAGCUUUCUUGCUUGGGGCACUGGAAAGACUGAUAACUAA
Molecule: messenger RNA, 1359 nt
Organism: Microthlaspi erraticum
Lineage: Eukaryota; Viridiplantae; Streptophyta; Magnoliopsida; Brassicales; Brassicaceae
Source: the annotation of a GenBank genome assembly